AUGGCGACGGUCGAUGCGGACCUCACCGUCGCCACCGUCCCCACGAAGCCGAUCGAUGGCCAGAAGCCGGGGACGUCCGGCCUCCGCAAGAAGACGAAGGUCUUCAUGGGGGAGAACUACCUGGCCAACUACGUGCAGAGCGUCUUCAACACGCUGAAGGAGAUGGGCGUCCCGGUCGAGGGCGGCACCCUGGUCGUCAGCGGCGACGGACGUUACUGGAAUUCCGAGGCCAUCCAGAUCAUCAUCAGGAUGGCGUUCGCCAACGGCGUCGGCCGCGUGUGGUGCGGCACUGGCGGGCUGCUGUCGACGCCAGCGACGUCGGCGGUGAUCAGGUGCCGCGGCAAGGGCAUGGAGCCCUUCGGCGGCUUCAUCUGCUCGGCCUCCCAUAACCCCGGCGGCAUCGACGACGACUUCGGCAUCAAGUACAACUGCGAGAACGGCGGCCCGGCGCCGGAGAAGAUGACGGACCUGAUGGUUGCCUGGACUGCCAAGAUCACCGAGUACAAGAUUUGCAGCAAGCUUCCAGCCUUGGACCUGACUUCGCCCAUCACGUACAGCAUCGGCGACAAGGUCGUAGAAGUCUUUGACUGCGUGGAGGACCACCUCGCGCUCCUGAAGAAAUGCUUCAACUUUGAUCAGAUCAAGGCCAUGAUCGCCAGACCGGACUUCAGCAUGGUGUACGACUGCAUGAGCGGCGUGCAGGGCCCAUACGCCAGGAAGAUCGUCGAGGGCGAGCUCGGCGCCAAAGCAGGCUCCGCCACCAACGCUGAUCCGAAGGAGGAUUUCGGCGGCCCCUCUUCGGCGUGGCAUGGCCAUGCGGAUCCGAACCUGACCUACGCCGUGGAAUUGGUGGCCACGAUGGGGCUUGACAAGGGCGGCAACAAGAUCAGCACCUCCACUCCGCCACCGACCUUCGGCGCCGCGGCGGACGGCGACGCCGACCGCAACAUGAUCCUGAGCUCCCAGUUCUUUGUGUCGCCGUCCGACUCGCUCGCGAUGAUCGUGGCCAACUCGGACAUGAUCCCGCAGUUCAAGGACGGCCUGAAGGGCUGUGCGCGUUCGAUGCCGACGUCUGGUGCUCUGGACAUCGUGGCGAAGAAGAGGAAGAUCGACUGCUUCGAGGUGCCCACUGGCUGGAAGUUCUUCGGGAACCUCAUGGACAGCGGGACCAGCUACUUCCCCGAUAAGAAAACUUACACGCCCUUCAUCUGCGGCGAGGAGUCCUUUGGCACCGGCGCCGACCACGUGCGGGAGAAGGACGGCAUGUGGGCCGUGCUGGCGUGGCUGCAGAUCCUGGCGGCCAAGACGGAGAAGGAGCACCGGCUCGCUCAUGGCAGGACGUGGCCGAGGCGCACUGGAAGGAGUUUGGGCGGCGCGGGGGCGGAUUACGCUCGCUACGACUACGAGGGGGUUGACAAGGCCAAGGCCGAGGAGAUGAUGAAGGGGAUGGCGGACAAGGCUGGCACGCUCGCCGGCAUGGAGAUCGGCGGCAUGAAAAUCGCCAAGAACGACGUUUUCGAGUACGUCGAUCCUGUUGACGGGAGCGUAUCCAAGAACCAGGGAAUCAGGUUCAUCUUCGAGGACGGCUCGCGCAUCAUUUUCCGCUUGUCUGGCACCGGCGUGGCAG
Prorocentrum cordatum is the source of this 1627-nucleotide messenger RNA. Lineage: Eukaryota; Dinophyceae; Prorocentrales; Prorocentraceae. The record is from the annotation of a GenBank genome assembly.